Anolis sagrei ordinatus is the source of this 3630-nucleotide messenger RNA. RefSeq names its product transducin-like enhancer protein 4. The record is from RefSeq and is a predicted model, not a curated record. NCBI's taxonomy places the organism in Eukaryota, Metazoa, Chordata, Lepidosauria, Squamata, Anolidae. Gene Ontology annotation, molecular function: transcription corepressor activity; protein binding. Gene Ontology annotation, biological process: negative regulation of canonical Wnt signaling pathway; regulation of DNA-templated transcription. Gene Ontology annotation, cellular component: transcription regulator complex; nucleus.
UUGGGUCCGAAAGAGAGAGAAGAAAGAACGAGAGAAGAAAGAGGCUUGGCAGGAUCUCGCCCCGCUUUGGAUGGGUCUUGGGGCGCCCCUUUGUAUCGCCUCUUUUGCCCCUUCGAUCCGGAGAAAGCCCUGGCCAGCCUUUUCCCUUCUUCAAACCCAUUCCCCCUCUCAAGCCUCCCGAGGCUGCGGAUGGCACCGCAUCAGCCUGCUCAGCCCUUCAAAUUCACCAUUUCAGAAUCCUGUGAUCGGAUUAAGGAGGAGUUUCAGUUUUUGCAGGCUCAGUACCACAGUCUGAAGCUGGAGUGCGAAAAACUCGCCAGUGAAAAGACAGAGAUGCAGCGACAUUAUGUCAUGUAUUACGAAAUGUCGUAUGGGUUGAAUAUAGAGAUGCAUAAGCAGGCAGAAAUUGUCAAGAGGCUGAAUGCCAUCUGUGCCCAGGUCAUUCCCUUCCUGUCCCAGGAGCACCAGCAACAAGUGGUGCAGGCUGUGGAACGUGCCAAGCAAGUGACCAUGGCAGAACUGAACGCAAUCAUUGGGCAGCAGCAACUCCAGGCCCAGCAUUUAUCACAUGGACAUGGUCUCCCAGUGCCUCUCACUCCACACCCUUCAGGACUGCAGCCACCAGCAAUCCCUCCCAUUGGCAGCAGUGCUGGCCUUUUAGCCUUGUCAAGUGCCCUCGGGGGACAGUCCCAUCUUCCAAUCAAAGAUGAAAAGAAACAUCACGAUAAUGAUCACCAAAGAGACAGGGACUCCAUAAAGAGCUCAUCUGUGUCUCCGUCAGCCAGUUUCAGAGGCUCUGAGAAACACAGAAAUUCCACAGACUAUUCUUCUGAAAGCAAAAAGCAGAAGACAGAAGAAAAAGAAAUGGCAACUCGUUAUGAUAGUGAUGGUGAAAAAAGUGAUGAUAACCUGGUGGUUGAUGUUUCCAAUGAGGAUCCAUCAUCUCCACGAGGAAGCCCUGCACAUUCUCCAAGGGAGAACGGCUUGGACAAGACUCGUCUGCUCAAGAAAGAUGCACCAAUUAGCCCAGCCUCAAUAGCAUCUUCCAGCAGCACUCCUUCCUCAAAAUCCAAAGAACUUAGCCUUAAUGAGAAAUCCACCACACCUGUGUCUAAAUCAAGUACACCCACUCCACGAACUGAUGCUCCAACUCCAGGCAGUAAUUCUACCCCCGGAUUGAGGCCUGUUCCUGGCAAACCACCGGGAGUUGAUCCAUUAGUUUCAGGCUUAAGAACACCGAUGGCAGUACCAUGUCCUUACCCUACCCCAUUUGGAAUAGUGCCCCAUGCUGGAAUGAAUGGUGAACUGACGAGUCCAGGAGCUGCAUAUGCAGGUCUGCAUAACAUCUCUCCUCAAAUGAGUGCUGCUGCAGCAGCAGCAGCAGCGGCAGCAGCUUAUGGGAGGUCUCCAGUGGUUGGUUUUGAUCCACAUCAUCAUAUGCGAGUCCCAGGCAUCCCUCCGAAUCUGACAGGCAUCCCAGGAGGAAAACCAGCAUACUCAUUUCAUGUAAGUGCUGAUGGUCAAAUGCAGCCUGUACCUUUCCCUCCUGAUGCCCUCAUUGGACCAGGAAUCCCCCGUCAUGCUCGACAGAUUAACACCCUGAAUCAUGGAGAAGUGGUGUGUGCAGUUACUAUUAGCAAUCCCACGAGGCAUGUCUACACGGGUGGGAAGGGAUGCGUCAAGGUUUGGGACAUCAGUCAUCCAGGGAACAAGAGCCCGGUCUCCCAACUGGACUGUCUGAACAGAGAUAACUACAUCCGUUCCUGCAGAUUGCUCCCAGACGGCCGCACCCUGAUUGUUGGUGGGGAAGCCAGCACACUAUCUAUUUGGGACCUGGCAGCACCGACUCCACGUAUCAAAGCCGAGCUGACAUCAUCCGCCCCUGCCUGCUAUGCCCUAGCGAUCAGCCCGGAUUCCAAGGUCUGCUUCUCCUGCUGCAGUGAUGGGAACAUAGCAGUGUGGGACCUGCACAAUCAAACACUGGUCAGGCAAUUCCAGGGCCACACAGAUGGAGCCAGCUGCAUUGACAUUUCGAAUGAUGGUACCAAGCUCUGGACAGGAGGGUUAGACAAUACAGUGAGAUCUUGGGACUUGAGGGAAGGGAGGCAACUACAACAGCAUGACUUCACAUCACAGAUCUUUUCAUUGGGAUAUUGCCCUACUGGAGAAUGGUUGGCAGUAGGCAUGGAGAACAGCAACGUCGAAGUCUUGCAUGUCACAAAACCAGACAAAUACCAACUGCAUCUCCAUGAGAGUUGUGUGUUAUCCCUGAAAUUUGCUCACUGUGGCAAAUGGUUUGUAAGCACUGGAAAAGAUAAUCUUCUGAAUGCAUGGAGAACACCAUAUGGAGCCAGUAUAUUUCAGUCCAAAGAGUCAUCCUCUGUGCUAAGCUGUGACAUCUCUGUGGAUGACAAAUACAUUGUCACUGGCUCUGGGGACAAGAAGGCUACAGUCUAUGAAGUUAUUUAUUAGAGACAAAUCUGAAUGAAAAUUGUACUCCUCCUUGUAGCACUUUGCUGUAUAUUACUUUUUUUCCUUCCCAAACUGAGGACUGAAAAUGUUCAUCGCAAUUAUGGAUUUGCCCCGCUAAAUUUGCUAUUUAAUAGCAAGCUUUCUUUUAAGAACUUGUCAAACCAAAUCUCCAGCUAUCUACUUGGAAUUAAGAUGGAAUAAGCAUACUUAACAGGGAACUGACUCUUUUAAUUAUGUAUCAUAGUGUAAUGUAUUUAUUUUGUUUAAAGAAAUCUUUUUAACAAGGAACUGACUAAAUAAAGUAGUUUGCUUCUGCCUUGAAUUGGAAGAGAAGUACAAUAAAAUGUCUCAAAGAAUCACCUUCAUCCCUCCUGGACAUUUUUGCCACAUUUCUUUGAAAAGGGAGAUGUGCGUCUUUGGGCAAUUUUGCAGUUACAAAGAUUACAGGAAAAUAUUUGAUACAUUCAUUGGAAAUGGCACUAAGAAGGGAAUGGAUUCCUACAAGUGUGCAAACUACAUAAAAGCGAGGACCUCAGAGGUAGGAUUUAGAAGAGCACUCAUUCUGAAGUGCGGAACAGAAUGGAUUUUCACUUGGGAGAAGGACUUGCUUUAUUUACUGCCAGUUCUAUCCAAGUCUUAGUUUAACGUCCCUGAAAUGGACGGAGGCUGAGCCAUUGUGCCAGAAACAUUGUGUUAUCUUUUUAUGUUGUUGUUGUUGCUGUUAAACUAUGACCUGUGACAUAUUUUUUUUGAAUGCUUUAAAAAAAUCUUUAAGUCUGUGGAUCUGCUGAUGUACAGUGCCUUUGCUGCUAUGGAUCAAAUCAAAAGAACUGUGUAGAUAAACCUUUAUUGUGUAAGUAGAAAAUUACUUAAUUUCUUACUAGAAAUGGGUUAAUGCUGCAAGUUGAAAUGGACUGUUCAUUGAAGUUCCAAAUGUGGUAGCAAAAAAACGAAAAAGAAAAAAAGAAUUGUGUUAAGUGCUCAGUGUUUGAUGUCAUUAACAGUUUCGUAAUACUCUACAGUGUAGAAAGAUUUUGAUACUAAACUGUGUCAUUGUACAUAGUUCUAAUGCAUUGUAUUGACCACAAGUACUUCUAUAAUGGUAGAUUAUUGUUUGUGCAUUCAAACUUUUAAGCAUUAAACAUAAGUAACUUGUAA